Messenger RNA from Arabidopsis lyrata subsp. lyrata, 1490 nucleotides. Its product is annotated as putative zinc finger protein At1g68190. Gene Ontology annotation, molecular function: zinc ion binding. NCBI's taxonomy places the organism in Eukaryota, Viridiplantae, Streptophyta, Magnoliopsida, Brassicales, Brassicaceae. The transcript is spliced from 7 exons. The coding region runs from base 37 to 1296 and encodes 419 amino acids. The record is from RefSeq and is a predicted model, not a curated record.
CUUAUUGGUUAGGAAAAGGUAAGCUUAGAGUUAGAGAUGAUGGGUCGUGAAAGAAGAAGCUGUCACAGUGGUACAUACGUCCGUGGCUUCCCCAUAUCUCACGUGCAUACGGAUAACAUAAUAGGAAAAAAGCUCCUAAAAACAGACACAAGCUUUUGUCACCAAUCUCUGAUUUUUUUAGUUCUCUCAUCGGAACGAAUCUUUUAUAUGUUAUGGAUAAUAAUUGAGAAAAUGGAAAGAGUAUGUGAGUUUUGUAAAGCGUUUAGAGCAGUGGUUUAUUGUAUAGCUGAUACAGCAAAUCUUUGUUUAACAUGUGAUGCUAAGGUUCAUUCAGCUAAUUCGCUUUCGGGACGACAUUUACGUACUGUUUUAUGUGAUUCUUGUAAGAAUCAGCCUUGUGUUGUUCGAUGUUUUGACCAUAAAAUGUUUCUUUGCCAUGGAUGUAACGAUAAGUUUCAUGGUGGUGGUUCUUCUGAGCAUCGUAGAAGGGAUUUGAGGUGUUAUACGGGUUGUCCUGCUGCUAAAGAUUUCGCGGUUAUGUGGGAUUUUCGAGUUAUGGAUGAUGAUGAUGAUGUUUCGUUAGAGCAAUGUUUUCGAAUGGUUAAACCUAAGGGACGAUCCGAAAUGAACAAGGUGCAAAGAGAAGGUGGUUUUAUCUUGGAACAGAUUCUUGAAUUGGAGAAGGUUCAGCUGAGAGAAGAGAAUGGUAGUUCUUCUGUGACAGAACAAGCUGAUCCAUCUCCAUUGGAGCUUCCGAAGAAAUCUGAAGAACGGUUAAUUGAUCUUCCGCAGAUCGGAAAAGAGCUGAUUGUUGAUUUUUCACACUUGUCUUCUUCUUCCACACUUGGUGAUUCCUUUUGGGAAUGCAAAAGCCCAUAUAAUAAGAACAAUCAGUUGUGGCAUCAAAAUAUACAAGACAUUGGAGUUUGUGAAGAUACAAUCUGCAGUGACGACGACUUCCAAAUACCGGACAUUGAUCUCACUUUCCGAAACUUUGAAGAGGAAUUUGGAGCUGAUCCAGAGCCAAUUGCAGACAAUAAGAACGUCUUCUUUGUUUCUUCCCUAGACAAAUCACAUGAGAUGAAGACAUUUUCUUCUUCAUUCAAUAACCCCAUAUUUGCACCUAAACCCGCUUCAUCAUCCAUUUCAUUCUCAAGCAGCGAAACCGAUAACCCUUACAAUCACACAGAGGAAGUAAUCUCAUUUUGUUCCCCUCUCUCUAACAAUGCACGUCAAAAGGCCAUCUCAAGGCUCAAGGAAAAGAAGAGAGCACGAGUGGAGGAGAAACAAGCUUAAUAUGGUCCCAAGAAAAUGGCAGAGUAACAAAAUUUCUUGCAUCUCUCUGUUUAUUACCAUGCCUUUGUACAUAAGACACUAAUCUACCACUUCUUGCAUGUAACUGUGAAUCUGAAAUUCAUCACUUGUUGAUUAUUUUGUAAUCACAGACAUGUUUGCAUCAAGUUCACCAGAAUUAACUUUGUAUCAGUCAA